Messenger RNA from Miscanthus lutarioriparius, 459 nucleotides. Lineage: Eukaryota; Viridiplantae; Streptophyta; Magnoliopsida; Poales; Poaceae. The record is from the annotation of a GenBank genome assembly.
AUGUCACAGGCGUCGUCAUCUACUGCUCGCACUCGGCGGUCAGCUAGGGUUGCCCCCCUUGUUGUUGUUCGUGCUGCAGCCCCUCUGCCCACUGCUGCCGAUGUGGAGCCAAUGGAGGAUGAUGUCACCGGGUUGCCGUUGAUAAUCUGCCCGGAUUGCAGGGACGUUAGGGGGAAAUGUAAGAGCUAUUGGUUUGAGGAAGAAUAUGUGGUGUACCUUCACGAUAAUGGUUAUCUACUUGUAGCUGGGUCGACCAUCGCAGAAGCUUUGACAACUGAAGUCCCUGAGGUGGUGGGAAAAAUUGAUAGGUUAGAGAAAAAUCUGAAAAAGGUGAAGGAAAUGGUUGGCAAGAACAGGGAAGGCAUUGGAAGCUGCAUUUGUCUUGUGUGUGGAUGUGUGAAUGUAACACUAUUCUUAGUGUUGGCCAUCUUCAUGGUUGUAGCUUUUCUGUUGAAGUAG